CUCCCCCACCUCCACCCCUCCCUCCUCUGUUUCCCCUCCCUCCUCGCUCUCCUGUUCGUCUGAGACAAACAAGAGGGACUCGUCCCUCCCGCUCUGCUUGUCCUCUUCUUCUUCCUCCCUUUCCCUCUCCAUGUCUCCCACCUCUUCUGGGGCUCCACCCUUCCUCCCCCUCUGUCUGGAGCUGGGUGCUCUGGAGGAGUCGGAGGGAGACAGGGGGGAGGAAGACCUGAGGGGGAACGAAGAGGAGGUGAAGGACGGGAGAGAUGAUGACGAUGAUGAAGGCAGCGCUCCUCCCACCAAGCUGGCUCUGCUGCAGACAAGCCACGCCUCCUCCAGCUCGUUGCCACAUCAACAGACAGGGCAGAGCUCUGCUUCACUGCUCCUUGUGUGCCGAGACUCAGCAACCCAACCCUCUCAGCUGGCCAGUCAGACAAAGCGACAGGCUGAGGGACAGCAGCCAUUUGCCCUGGAACAACCCUACCUGUCUGCACCUGAAGCCCCAUCUCCAGUUCAGAUAUCCCAUCAACCCCUGGUGCUGCAGCAGACAUCACGCUUUGCUAAAGCUAACUCAGCCUCUGCUAGUGUCACCAUGGCUAUCACUCACCUGGCAACACCCCCACUCCAGGUGAAGGAGGAGAGUAGACGGGGCUACAAAACUGAGGAUACCUGCAUGGAUACACACCUAGAAGAAGAGGAGGUGGAGCCACGUGAACCAGGAGGGGAGGAGCUUGACAUCUCCUUCGAUAGCCAGUUUCCUGACCUCAUUUCUGACCUCAUCACCGAGGAGGCCGAUCCCAUCGCAGUUCACCCCGCCACCACACCGAACCCCACUAUGUUCCCGGCAGGGGUCCGAUAUGUGGUGCCCCCCCAGCCUUCACCCUCCUCCUCCUUCCUCCCCUUCCCUCACCCGCUGCCCUCCUCCUCCACCCGCCUCACCUCUAUCACUGACUUUUCCCCAGAGUGGUCCUACCCUGAGGGAGGCGUGAAGGUGCUGAUAACAGGGCCAUGGAGCGAGCCGUCGGGUCGAUACUCCUGUGUUUUUGAUCAGAGCACUGUCCCUGCGUCGCUGAUCCAGCCGGGAGUGCUGCGCUGCUACUGUCCAGCCCAUCAGGCCGGUCUGGUGUGUCUGCAGGUUCUGGAGUCCGGAGGUUCAGUUUCUUCUUCGGUUCUGUUUGAGUACCGAGCAAGGAACGCCAGCUCUCUGCCCAGUUCUCAGCUCGACUGGCUCUCGUUGGACGAUAAUCAGUUCAGGAUGUCCAUCCUGGAGCGACUGGAGCAGAUGGAGCGCAGGAUGGCCGAGAUGGCUGCCUGCGACAACAACCAGCAACAACAACAACAACAGAGGCAGCAGCAGGGCAAUCAGCUGGCUGCACCGCCACCACCACCCCUGCCUGAGGACCGUGAACAGUCCUCGCAGUGGUUUGAGAGGAGGAUUGUCAGAGUAUGUGAACGGAUGAUGAGGGGAGGACGGUGGGGAGGAGGAGGAGGAGAGAGGCUUCAUCACUCUGCCCGUCACCGCGGGAUGACACUGCUCCACCUGGCUGCUGCACAGGGAUACACACAUCUGAUACACACUCUGAUCCACUGGAGGAGCGUUAACAGCGACAGUUUGGACCUGGAACAGGAAGUUGACCCUCUGAACGUCGACCACUUCUCCUGCACCCCGCUGAUGUGGGCGUGCGCUCUGGGCCACCAGAGGGCAGCAGAGCUGCUGUACGGCUGGAACAGCCUGGCUCUGGGAAUCCCCGAUUCGCUGGGACGCCUGCCACUCGCCGUCGCUCGCUCCCGGGGACACACCCGCCUCGCCACAGCACUGGAGGAGCUGCACACACAGCACACGCACACACAUGCACACGCAACCCCCAGGAAGACACACACGCCUCCAGCAGACACGUACAAUCCAGCCACGCCUCAGUCACAGCUGCCCCCAUCUCCUUUGUCCACCAGCCCAGACACAGGUCUGAGUUGCUCCAGCAGCCUCCCUUCCCCUAGUGACCCUUCUUCCCCCUCCCCGAGCUCCGCCUACUCCAGUGGCCCUGCUCCCAUGGAGACAUCCCCCUCCUCCCCCUCAUCUCCUUCCUCCUCCUCUUCCUUGAUGCCUCUCUCCCCUCCCUCUCCCUCCUCCCUUCCUGCCGUAUCCAUGUGGGGGGAGGAACCAGACUCUGCUCUCAGCACAGGUACCGCAGGUUUGAUCCCCAGCAGUUCCAGAGACUCUUCUCUUUACCUCAUGGACUAUGAGUCCACCUCCCCUGACGACACACACACUUACACGCAUGUACACACAGCAGGUGGGCAGCGUUCGCACACCGCAACGGCGCUGGAGGAGCAGCUGCUGAGCUACAGUGAGAACACUGAGAAUGAGGGUGAGGAGGAGGAGUACCUGGAGGAGGAGGUUCUGCAGGUUGACAUGGCAACUCUGGCAGAGCACAUCAUCGAGGCGACCCCGGAGCGAAUCAAACAGGAGGACUUCCCCGUGGGGGCGGAUUCACCACUCAGAGAGAGGCGGGACAACCCCACCAUACAGGACACCUGGCUGGCUACUUACCUGGACACGGUCGACGCACACACACACUCCCCACCCAGGCGAAUGUGCCCCCCCUCCCCCCUCAGCGCUCUGGCCCUCCAGAGGCUCCGCCCACCAUCUUCUGCGGCAUGGGCAGAGUUUCUGAAUGCCUCUGCCAAUGGGAAGAUGGAGAGAGACUUUGCCCUGCUGACGCUGACGGACGGCGAGCAGAGGGAGCUGUACGAGGCCGCCAGGAUCAUCCAGAACGCCUUCAGGCGAUACAAGGGUCGGAGGUUAAAGGAGCAGCAGGACAUGGCUGCAGCCGUCAUCCAGAGAUGCUACAGGAAGUACAAACAGCUAACAUGGAUAGCUUUGAAGUAUGCUCUCUACAAGAAGAUGACCCAGGCGGCCAUCUUGAUCCAGUCUAAGUUCAGGUCGUACUAUGAGCAGAAGCGUUUCCAGCAGAGCCGGCGGGCGGCCGUCCUCAUCCAGCAGUAUUACCGCAGCUACAAGGAGUACGAGCGGCUCAAGCAGGCUCCACGAGGCGCCGCCAGCCACAACCCCAAGAUCAAGGGGUCGUUCUUGACGAAGAAACAGGACCAGGCAGCCAGAAAGAUCAUGAGGUUUCUGAGACGCUGCAGACACAGGAUAAAAGAGCUGAAGCAGACGAGGGAGCUGGAGAGGAGAGGACUGACCACUUAAACCCUGUCUUCAUUUCAUCCCUUCUUCCAACAAAGGAGAGGAGAAGUAAGGCGGAAGAGGAGAGACGGAUAACAGAGAUGUUCUUAAUGUUGUCUGAUGGCGAGAGACUGACAGAGCGAUGCCUUACCCAGCGCUGACUCUUUCUUCCUUCCUCCCUCCUCUCCUCUGCUUCAUCUGUCUGUCCAUCUGUCGUCUGUCUUCUCCCCUGGUUCAACAUAGCUGUGUGUCUGCAGCUUAGAAAGAGCUCCAUUCAAAAAUGUCACACGUCCUGUUGCUCAGUCUUACAGGCACAGGAUACUUGGUUUCUUUUGCCCUGAGCAGCACCUUGCAGGAGGCAGAGCAGAUACAAACUGUGGAAAUCUGAGGUCUUUCUCAGUACUGAGUCCACCAAGGUGGUCCAGACUUUCAAGGACCAGAGGACGUUGUCCAGU
Messenger RNA from Monopterus albus (swamp eel), 3636 nucleotides. It is a transcript of the gene camta2, whose product is annotated as calmodulin binding transcription activator 2. Lineage: Eukaryota; Metazoa; Chordata; Actinopteri; Synbranchiformes; Synbranchidae. The transcript has 17 exons. Bases 131 to 3205 code for a protein of 1024 amino acids. Gene Ontology annotation, biological process: regulation of transcription by RNA polymerase II. Gene Ontology annotation, cellular component: nucleus. Gene Ontology annotation, molecular function: transcription coregulator activity; protein binding; double-stranded DNA binding. The record is from RefSeq and is a predicted model, not a curated record.